UGAAUAUUGUUGAUGGCCUGUUUGUAGCUUAAAUAUUAAAAGACGAUUUUUAAUCGUUAUAGCAACGAUUAUAUGUUGUUUUCACAUUCUUUCAUAUAGACCCUCAGUAGAAUUUUUUAUAUUACGUCUAUUGCGAACCGAAAUUGAAAAAUUUACAGUCCAGCUUUCAUAGUAUGCAAAAAGGGAUUAACGAAGUUAAAGGGGUUAAUUUGGGUAGCAGUUCUGAUAGUGACAGGCUACAUCUAAACCAUCUAGAUUACUUGAAUUUACCGCCGUUUUAUUCUACAACUGCAAGAAAACAAAGAAAUAAAAGAAUUCGAAAAGGUAUUUCUGUAGGAAAUCUUAUUAAUAAUUUCAGACAUAAACCUUAUCGCGAUCGCCGUAAGAACUCCUGUCAACACACUUCUGAUCCUGAAGGAGAGACGACAUCAGAAGAUCCUGAGAACAGCCAUCGAAAAUUGUCCAAAAGGAAUUUUAAUCUAAGAAGUAGAGGAAGAUUGUCCAAUAAGUGUAAAAAAAACCUCGACAAGGAGAAAUUGGUAUUACUCUAUUCUAACAGGCAGGCGGAUUAUUGUAGAGAGGGAUCUGGCGACGCAGUGCCCUUUAGGAGCAAAAAGUACGGAAAUAAAUCCAAAGAGGCCAAAACUUGUCCGAAAAAGUUCGAAAUGACUAACAGAAGUGCGAGGAAGAAGUCCAAUGAGAUGAAUGCCGUUGAGGCCGGGGCUUUCCCGUUUAAGGUUACGCCGAGUGGUAACUUCAAAGUCAACUCCCAACAGGUUGUAUUUGAAAGUCAAAAAUUAAGUGUGUUGGUGGCAGAUCCCCAGCAUACAAAAGUCAAUAUUCACCCGGAAACUCCAAGUGGCCCAACUUCCACACUCCACGACGUAGAACCGUCUCAUAACAAGGUCACACACAAAAAUGUCAUGGAUUCUGUCGGUCCCUUCGGUGGCAGUUUGGGAUCAUUUAUAGCAAGCACCACGCCAGUAAGGAAAGAAAAAGAAUCACCGGAAUACGAAGGGAAAGACACUAACGAAAUACUAGAUCCGGAAUUGAAUUUAGUUAGACUGGGAUACUCGUCAGGAGAACCAAUUGAUUGGGCAGAAGUCAAACUACCUGAUAAAACUAAUUUGUAUUUGGAACUCUAUCAGCGUAUCACUAAUUAUACAAAUGCUGAUUGUAUAGUGUAUAUCGACAACGAAGAAUUCAAUUGUCAUCUGAUCGUGUUGCAAUGUUACUCUCAAGUUUUUGAUUCGUAUAUUGCAGUAAAAAAAGUAGAAUUGCCAUCGGACAAAGUGAGUCCUGGUGCGUUUGCCUUUAUUUAUGAGUGGAUGUUAUCCGGGGAACCAUCUUACAAAGAACUAAAUCGAGAAAAUGUUUUAGAGAUCUUUAAUGCAGCAAAAUAUCUUAAAAUAAAAGAUUUAAUGGAACAAUGUUGGGCUCUGAUUGAUAAUAUAGAAGUUUUCACUGAAGAUACCGCAUUUUUGCUUUAUGCUGAUGCCAACGAUAAAAAUUUGCACGACGUGAUGGAACUGAUGCUUCCAAGAAUACAAAAAUUCUUUUUAAUGCUAGUUAGUUCUCAAGAUUGGCUUGAUCUCGAGAAAGAAGACAUCAAAGCCUUUUUAAACUCUAAUUAUAUUUGCGUCAAUUGUGAGAUGGAGGUGUUUAUGUCAGCAGUAAGGUGGCUGAGACAUGACUGGGAAAAUAGAAGUGAUUACAUUCUGGAAAUAAUGGAAUGUGUAAGGUUCGGAAACAUAGCCCCUUGGCAGUUAAUUGAUAUCAAAAGGAAUCCGGAAAAUCCAGAAUUUAUUACCCUUGCUCAAUUACCAAGAAUAUGUAAAAUGAUUGAUGAUGGACUCGCGUUUGUGAUUAUUAAGUACUGGUACGGCCAAGAAAAUGACGACUUUUUACACUGGAAUCACAUUCUUGGUUUAAAAGAACCUCCCCCAAGAAAUUGGAGUGGACAUGACAAAACCUACUUCACCUACAGAGAAUUUCUCAUCUAUUUAGAUCAAUACAGGCGUAAUCAGAUGAUGGAAAAGACAAAACCGAAACCUACCAAGAAGUUCCAAGCUGCUAUAGGAGACGCCAAGCCAACCCAAAGCAAAUCACCGGAUCGUAUCCCACCGAGGGUACCAACCAUGGACGAAUUUCUUUCCACCAGAAAAAUGAGUAAGGACAAACUGGCUCCUGUCUACCAAAAUAUGCUCCCUCCAAAUCAUCCUCGAAAAGUGACGACUGGUAGGUGUACGCCGAGAGGAAAAAUGAAAUUUAAAAUUUUCCCCGACAAUUACAUGGAGAGACAUGAGGCUGCCACUAAAAUACAAGCCGCUUUCCGUGGAUACUUGGCGAGAAAAACGAUGAGAAAAUAUUUAUCUCAGCUUUUGAAUUAUAGACGGAUUGAUAACAUGCAGAAGAAAAUUUCUUUAAGUACGAAACAUCAAACAUCGCAAAAGAAAACCAAAGUAAAUAUUUUGGAAAAAUUCAACAACUUUCGAAGUCGAUUUAAUGUUAGCAGUCAAUUAAAAAACGCAAUUGUAUCAUCCCUGUUAAUUCCUGAUAAAGAAGCGGUAUUGGUUUUUGGAGGGAUUGACCCCCACAAGACUUACGGUGAAGGAAAAAAUACAGGCAAGGAUGUGUACAGGUAUUUACCAGAUGAAAAUGUCUGGGAGCACGUUGGCAAUUUGCCUGAACCUAGACACCAUCACGGAGCUGCAUUUUUAAAAGGAAGGGUUUAUAUUUGCGGAGGUGCUGACCCAAGAGACGACGAUUCAAGAGGAAGAUCUAUUGUCGUGGAUACAGUGUGGAGUUUCGAACCAGUAACAAGAUGUUGGUACAAUGAAGGUAGCCUUAUAAUUCCACGUAAGAAUUUUGGAUUGAUUGCUGCUAGCAACGGUAUUUAUGCAAUUGGCGGCCAAGAUAAAGAAGGAAGUGAUGCUUUUAGAACUCUUGCACUGGUCGAACGAUUCAAACCAGAAAUAGGUAAAUGGGAAGAAUUAUCACCAAUGCAAAGUCCAAAAAUGGGUGUGGGAUGUACAAAAUUUAAGGAAUAUAUUUGGGUAGCAGGAGGAAUGUCUGGAUCAAAACGUAAACCUCUCUCAGACGUCGUUGAAUGUUACGAUAUUCAACAAGAUCAAUGGACUGAAAUUACAAGACUGCGUUUUCCAAGAUGUUUCGGCCAUUUAUUUGCUUCGUCGAAUUGCCUAUUUAUCAUAGGCGGUGCUGGGAAAAUUGACGGUAGCAAUAAGUCUACCAGCGUUCCAACCAUCGAUGUACUCGAUCCAAACGUGAUGGAAUGGCAUCAUCUUACUGAUAUGUCCAUACCUCGACAUGGUCAUGCUAUAGCUUAUUUGGGAACGCAGAUAUUUGUUAUUGGGGGUGUUACUACCCUGUAUAUGAGAGCCCUAAGUAACAUUGAGUGUUACUGCAGUCAACGUGGAAUGUGGAUACGAGGUAUUGCAUGCCUACCAUUGCCGCUUUCGGGUCAUGCUGCUGUAACACUUCCUCCAGCUUCUUUAAUGUGAAGAAUUAAUUAGAUUUUACGAUUAGAGAAUUAUAUUUAAGCUUUUAUACGUAAUUAAAAUUAGCUUAUUAAACUAUAUAAUGUAUA
Molecule: messenger RNA, 3607 nt
Organism: Agrilus planipennis (emerald ash borer)
Lineage: Eukaryota; Metazoa; Arthropoda; Insecta; Coleoptera; Buprestidae
Exons: 18
Coding region: 174-3521 (1115 amino acids)
Molecular function (GO): protein binding
Source: RefSeq, a predicted model, not a curated record